This is a messenger RNA of Nicotiana attenuata, 1631 nucleotides long. Its product is annotated as sodium channel modifier 1-like. The record is from RefSeq and is a predicted model, not a curated record. The transcript is spliced from 4 exons. Bases 216 to 881 code for a protein of 221 amino acids. Gene Ontology annotation, cellular component: nucleus. Gene Ontology annotation, biological process: RNA splicing. NCBI's taxonomy places the organism in Eukaryota, Viridiplantae, Streptophyta, Magnoliopsida, Solanales, Solanaceae.
AAACCAAGAGUUCAUAUAUAGCUUUACAAAAGUGGCCACGAAACCAUUUCGCCAAAUAUUUACACAUCUCUAAUUAGGCUAACUGUGCACUUCCCCUGCUGUCUUUCGCGUGAUAUUUUCAGUUCAAAUUCGAUCCCCAGCGGCGAUUCGAUUCCGGCUGAAAAAUCUGUUCAGAGCAAUUAGCUGAUCCCAGCGAAGUAGAGAGGAAGGAAAGUAUGAGUGUAUUUGGAGGAGAUAGCUGGGCGAAGGAAGGGCAGUACAGGAAGAGAAGAAUCGAUGAAUUAAUGGCGGACAACAUCAAUUCUUCAGCUUAUAAGAAGCUGUCCAGCGGCAAAUUCGCCUGCCUCGUUUGUCCUCACUGUCCCGUCCUCGACACCCCUCUCAUGCUCUCUGCACAUGUGAAAGGGUCACGCCAUCGAGCAGCAGAGUCAAGGCUUAGAGAAAGAGAAUUAGGCAGGCAAGAUGAGAUAAACAAGAGAAUAGCCUUGUCAGAAUGUGUUACUGCCACCUCGAGCACCUUGACGUCCAGCCAAUUAUGUAAAUCAGCAAACAAACCAUUGAUUGAGCGCGCAAAGAAAGCUGCUUCUGACAUACUUCAUCAAAAUUUGGCCCAAAGUACUGCUUCUCGAGUGGAUGAGAUCAAAUGUAACAAGGGUGAUGGUACAAGUUGUCUAACUAAUAAAAGGAAUAGUCAAUCUGUUCAAAUAGGAGUCACAACAAAUCAAACUAUCAUACCUCAUGCAUACGACCGGGAACGACAAGAGAAGGAGCUUAAGUUCACAUCUGCUGGAUGGAAGCGUGAUGGCCAUGGGAAGUGGUAUAAGGAUGAAAAUGUUGAGUUUGACUCAGAUGAAGAAGAUCCUAAUCUCUCUCUUCCGUGACUGUUGGUUGAAAAAAGCAUCCAUCGCUGCGCAUCACUUUCCUCAUAGGGAGUUGAAUACUAGUCAGGUCAAAUUCAAGGAUAACCAGAUACAUUCAAUGUGUGAAAGGCCAAGCAAUUGUUAGUUCUGAUGCUUGCUCACGCUUCAAGUUAUCAUUAUCAAUAAGCAUGAGAAAGUUGCAAUGCAGAAGUUUUUCAAUUUAGCAGGAAUGCGUCUCUGAAUAUGAUGCUUUGGUUUCUGUUGGAUAUGAAUGGUGAACAUGAUGCUUUGAAUGAGAUAGGUUUGAACAGUUGAGCUGGAAUGCAGUGCUCUGCUGGAUACUGAUUGAGCAGCUGAGGUGACGAUAGUUAAGGGUCUCUAUUUCUGCUAUUUUCUCCCUUUGAAUCCUCAAUUUGUCUUAGCCACAAAACCAACAGGGUGAAGCGAUUGGGAAGUGAAUUAUUUGGCCUUCACUUUUGGCAUCUACUAUGUCUUUCCUCAAAAUAGGUGUAAAAUUACCGAGGCUUACAUUAUAAUGGUAUUUGUGGUAGUCUCCCACAAAAUAGGUGUGAAUAUAUCUCAUCCUUCCUUCCCAUUCUCUGGUCUCCAAUGUAAUAGAAAAAAAUUAAAGAGAAAGAGUCUGAAUUUUCUCGUGUUACGCAAGUCUAUGGAAAGGUAACUGGCUCCAGCUUCAAUAGUUGAUGAUUAUUGAGGCUUUCUUUGUCGAUAUUCUAUUUAUGAAUAGCAGCAAGCAAGAACUCAAAUUAUGCA